Messenger RNA from Cryptococcus deneoformans JEC21, 1111 nucleotides. RefSeq lists its product as hypothetical. NCBI's taxonomy places the organism in Eukaryota, Fungi, Basidiomycota, Tremellomycetes, Tremellales, Cryptococcaceae. The coding region runs from base 125 to 1084 and encodes 319 amino acids. The record is from RefSeq and is a predicted model, not a curated record. The transcript is spliced from 9 exons.
CGCACUUGCUUUCACCACCGACAUUUAAACUCAAAUAGCAAGUUAGCGAUCAUUUACAACAUCACAAAGUUUCAAGACUUUUGCUCGCGUAUGCAUACAGAAGCAAGUCCGAGACGCACACAAAAUGCCCAGAGAAAGCGAAAACGACGGAUCAAGAGAUUACCGCGACAACGAUAGAGAGAGCGGGAGAAAGGAGCAGGACGAGAGGUAUCGCUCAAGGUCAGAGCGAGACGAUAGAGACAGGGACAGAGAGAGGAGAAGGGUUAGAAGCAGCAGUAUGGAUCGAGAUAAGGACAGGGACAGAGAAAGGGAUCGAGAUUCCAGACGUCGACAUCGCGAUUCUGAAUCCCGCUCGCCUUCACGCCAUCGUCGUGCCAAAAAUAGGGAUGAGGAUCGUCAUCACAAACCAAGGUCAAGCAGGAGGCGGUCUCGGUCGGGGUCAAGGAGUGAUUCUAGUGAUUACUCCAGUGACAGUGAGAGUGAAGAUGAGAGACGGAGGAGGAAACGGAAGGAACGAGAGAGAAAACGCGAGAAAGAGGAGAAAGAAGAACGCCGAAGGCGAAAGGAAAAGAAGAGAGCUAAACGUGACAAGAAGAAGAGAGAGACCGCCGCUUCUACGCAUAGCUGGGGCCAAUAUGGUAUCAUUUCAGAAAUAGAUUUACCCAAGAAAGAUUCGGAAUUCCGAGCUUGGUUGGUAGAGGAAAGGAAGAUCAAUCCGGAGACCAUUAGCAAGGACAGAACAAAGAAGGAGUUCGCGGUGUAUGUCGAGGAUUACAACACGGCAACUCUUGGGCACGAGAAAUAUUACGACAUGGACAAAUAUAUGAUAAAAUUGAACAUGAUCCGAUCAGGUCAAACUUUACCCGAUGAGAGCAGUGGCUAUGAUCCUAUGGCGGAUAUGAAGGCUCAUUCGUCAAGUCUCAAGUCGACGACGAAGGAACCUCAAGAGUCAUAUCUCAGUCCUCAAGAAGUAGCAGAGCUGCGUAGAAUUGAGGCGGAACGUACAGAGAUCAGCAAACGAAGAUUGCUGGGUAUGAAUGUGCCCAAGAAUAUGGGCGUCAGGACAGAAGAUGCGGACUACUAGCUGUUUCACCAUAGUUUUAUGUUAGAC